GAAAGAUUGAAAAUGGGGAAUCAUGUACGUAAGGACAAGGGUGGUAGUUAUAAGCAUAUGUUUAUUGAUGUGUUGUUUAGGGACAAGUGAUGGAAGGGUAAAUGGUGGGUUUAAAAUUAAAGCAGUAAAUCUUGGAGGCUGGCUCGUUACAGAAGGCUGGAUAAAACCUUCCCUUUUCGAUGGCAUCCCCAACAAAGACUUGUUGGACGGUAAAGGAGUUCAGUUUAAGUCACUGAGGACAGGGAAAUACGUAUGCGCUGAAUCGGGUGGAGGAAGUAUAAUUGUUGCCAAUAGGACAGCCGCCUCAGGCUGGGAAACAUUCAAACUAUGGAGAAUCAAUGCGAGCAUGUUUAACUUUAGGGUGUUUAACAAACAAUUCGUGGGACUAGACACCGCUGGGAAUGGAGUUGAUGCUGUUGCUGUUUCCAACACGCCUGGUCAUCAUUCCAACAUUUUUGAGAUUCUGCGAGACAACAAUGACCAGUCUCGGGUCCGAAUCAGAGCAUCAAAUGGCUUCUUCCUGCAGGCAAAGACGGAGGAGUCGGUGACAGCAGAUUAUGGCGGUGGUGGUAAUGGAUGGGGGGACGAUGAUCCCUCGGUGUUUGUGAUGAAAACUGUGGGACAUAGCGAGGGAGAAUUUCAAGUGACUAAUGGGUAUGGCCCAGAAAAAGCAGUCCAAGUUAUGAAGGAGCACUGGAACACAUUCAUAGUAGAAGACGACUUUAAGUUCAUCUCAACCACUCGACUUAAUGCAGUGAGAAUACCUGUUGGCUGGUGGAUUGCAAGCGACCCAAAUCCCCCACCCCCUUAUGUUGGCGGAUCCUUGCAGGCCUUAGAUAACGCCUUCUUAUGGGCACAGAAAUAUGGAGUUAAAGUAAUAAUUGAUCUCCAUGCAGCGCCUGGAUCGCAAAAUGGUUUUGAACACAGUUCCUCCAGGGAUGGCUCCCGGGAAUGGGGAACAACAGAUGACAACAUAAAACAAACAGUCGAUAUCAUAGAAUUCCUCACCGCAAGGUAUGCAAACAGCCCAAGCCUGUACGCUGUGGAGCUAAUCAAUGAGCCGCUAUCACCAGGUGUCUCGCUCAACACAAUCACUAAAUACUACAAGGCUGGAUAUGAUGCGGUUCGUAAGCACUCCGACGCGUACGUGGUGAUGUCAAAUCGGCUAGGUACGGCGGAGCCAAGAGAGCUGUUCCCUCUAGCCAGUGGGCUAAAGGGCACUGUCAUUGAUGUCCACUACUAUAAUCUCUUCUCCGAUGUGUUUGACAACAUGACUGUCCAACAAAACAUUGAUUUCAUUCGUACAAACAGGACUGCAGAGUUGAAUCAUAUUGCCACAACAAAUGGUCCUCUUACUUUCGUUGGCGAAUGGGUGGCUGAGUGGCAAGUUCAAGGAGCAAGGAAAGAGGAUUAUCAAAGAUUUGGCAAGGGCCAAUUGGAAGUUUAUGGGAGAGCAACUUUUGGAUGGGCUUACUGGACUCUUAGGAAUGUAAACAACCAUUGGAGUCUGGAAUGGAUGAUCAAGAAUGGAUAUAUCAACCUUUAAA
Messenger RNA from Carica papaya (papaya), 1547 nucleotides. Its product is annotated as putative glucan 1,3-beta-glucosidase A. Lineage: Eukaryota; Viridiplantae; Streptophyta; Magnoliopsida; Brassicales; Caricaceae. The record is from RefSeq and is a predicted model, not a curated record. Gene Ontology annotation, molecular function: hydrolase activity, hydrolyzing O-glycosyl compounds; actin filament binding. Gene Ontology annotation, biological process: establishment or maintenance of cell polarity; cell migration; actin filament bundle assembly. Gene Ontology annotation, cellular component: actin cytoskeleton; cytoplasm.